Messenger RNA from Pyricularia grisea, 1368 nucleotides. RefSeq lists its product as uncharacterized. Lineage: Eukaryota; Fungi; Ascomycota; Sordariomycetes; Magnaporthales; Pyriculariaceae. The coding region runs from base 1 to 1368 and encodes 455 amino acids. The transcript has a single exon. The record is from RefSeq and is a predicted model, not a curated record. Gene Ontology annotation, molecular function: RNA binding.
AUGCCGACCAAGAAAUCCGCCGAGCCACCGAGCUCACCAGGCUCACCCCCCGCCUCAUCCCGCUCCUCGACCCCGGAACCCACCACCUCCAGCAAGAAGCGCAAGCCGACCACGGACCCAGAGGACGAGAUAGCAGUGGACCUUUCGGCGCCGGAACCACCCAGCAAGCGCGCCCGCCGCGCCCUGAAGAAAGGCAAGCCGCUGCCGAAGCCCGCGUCCAAGAAGAAGCGGGACGACCGGGCGGACCUGGAAGCCGACGACGACGACGACGAAGACGCCGCGAACCUUCCGGAGCAGCUGAGGUCGUCGUCCGCGGGUGGCAAGAAGGAGCGUUCCAAUUACGGAGUCUGGAUCGGCAACCUGCCCUUCACGGCCACGCGGGCCGACGUCUUCAAGUGGCUGGUCGAAAACUCGGGCGGCUCCAUCACCGAGGACGCCAUCACGCGCGUCAACCUGCCCCUGUCCAAGGACAAGAAGCCCGGGUCUGAGAGGCGGGACAACAAGGGCUUCGCCUACGUCGACUUUGCCGCCUACGACGCCUGCAUCGCCGCCAUCGCCCUGUCCGAGUCCGACUACGGCGGCCGCAAGCUGCUGAUCAAGGACUCCAAGUCCUUCGAGGGCCGACCCGCGCCCGCUCCCGCCGCUGCUGGUGCAGAUGAGACAAAGUCAGGAAACAAGGCAGGGGCUGCUACUGCUGCAACCGCAGCCGCGACGCCCAGCACCAACACGAAAAAGAUCUACGUCGGCAACCUCCCCUACGACGCGACCGAGGAGACGCUUCGCUGGCAGUUUGAAAAGUGCGGCACCAUAGAGUGGGCCAAGGUCGCCACCUUUGAGGACUCGGGAAAGUGCAAGGGCUACGGCUGGGUCCGCUUUGCCGACUCGGUCGCCUGCGAAUGGGCUGUCAAGGGCUUUGUUAAGAUCAAAGAAGCCGUCGAGACCGAGGAGGACUUUAUGAGUGGCGAUGAGGACGAUAAGGGGGAUGAGGAGGAGGGGGCCAAGGACGACAACGACGAUGACGACGAGGAUGCUGCAAGAAAGACAAAGAGGCGGAAGCCGGCCGCCGCUCCGGAAAAGACAAAGACGCGCAAAUGGUGGGUCAACAAGCUCAAGGGCAGACCGCUCACCAUACAGCUUGCCGAGGAUGAUCAGACGAGGUAUAAGAAGCGGUUCGGGAAAGAUGCACCAAAGACUGCUCGGAAGGGUCCUGGAGGCAGAGGCCCGCCCAGGAGUAAUGCAGAGUCAUCAGGAGGAGAUAGUGCGGAGAAGAGUGGAGGGGGCUCACUUAGUUAUCAUACCGACAUUAAUGUGGCCAGGCUCACCGGUGCUGCCGUCGCACCUCAGGGCAAAAAGGUCACGUUUGACUGA